CCAUUAUCCACUCGACCCACUCCUCCUCUCCGCCGUCAGCAUCCCCUUCUCCUCCAUCGACGGUGACGAUCUCCCUGGCGAACCACUCCUCCAUCGACAGCGACGGUCUCCUAAGAUAGAGUAGUAGAUCAAGAGGAGGCACCGUCCACGACACCGGUAAGGCCAACAAGCUCAAGCAGUCGCCGUCCCCCCAGAGAAGUGAGAUGACUGGCUUGGAAGGUUUCGAGUUCUUCGAGAUCGUAAUUGAGAAAUCUUGCAGUAGGCAGAGGCUGCCUGACAAGUUUGCGAAGAUGCUCGCCGGCCAUGAGCCCCACAAAGUGAAGCUGCGGGAGGCCGACAGCGGGCUUCACAGGCUGUGGGAAGUGUUGGUGGUGUUUGAUGGUGAAGGCCACAUGUACCUAGGGCCCGGCUGGGAGCAUUUCGCCCGCGCCCAUGAGCUACAGCUCGGGUACUUCCUUGUCUUCCGCUACAACGGCGACGCCAUGUUCAUCGUGAAGAUGUUCGACAACACCAUGUGCCGCAUGUACUACCAACACGACGACGAUGCCAGUAAUGGGAGCAGCAGCAGGGUUGACGAGGAGCAGAGCGGGGAUGACGACGAGGAGCAGAGCGGGGAUGACGAGCAGAGCGGGGAUGACGAGGAGCAGAGCGGGGAUGACGAGGAGCAGAGCGGGGAUGAUGAGGAGCAGCCUAUUCUGGCUGACGACAAACAUGCUAUGGUGGUGGCUGACGACGACCCUGCUAUGGUGGUGGCAGAUGACGACCUUGCUAUGGUGGUGGCGGACGACGACCUUGCUAUGGUGGUGGCGGACGACGACCUCGCGAUGGUGGUGGCGGACGAUGACCUUGCUAUGGUGGUGGCGGACGACGACCUCGCGAUGGUGGCGGCGCCUGCAAUCCCACAGCUUGGCGACAGGACCAUGCCAAUUGUGGUAGAGGAGUACAUCCGCGUUGGGAUUCGCCACUCUGAGCGCAUCAGGUUGAUGAAGGAGAAGAAGGAGGAGUGAAGAUGUUAAGAAGGUGUUCAGCAUGUUAGGUUUAAGCUUGUUAGUGUAAUAUGAAUAUGUCAAUGUUAAGUAUGUCAGGUUUAAUUUUGUGCAUGCUCAUGGAUGCUGUAUGAUAGUGUCAUCUAAACAAGUCAUGUUUUUAACAAUGAAUA
This is a messenger RNA of Triticum aestivum (bread wheat), 1159 nucleotides long. Its product is annotated as B3 domain-containing protein REM20-like. Lineage: Eukaryota; Viridiplantae; Streptophyta; Magnoliopsida; Poales; Poaceae. Gene Ontology annotation, molecular function: DNA binding. Bases 204 to 1007 code for a protein of 267 amino acids. The record is from RefSeq and is a predicted model, not a curated record. The transcript is spliced from 5 exons.